AUGAAUCCUCAAGAGAUGACAAAAGAAAGAGAAAAAUUAUCACACCAAUGUGAUAUGUGUAAAAAGACAUUUUCUAAUAAGCGAAAUCUCACUGUUCACAAAUUCAUUCAUGCAGAGGGGAAGCCAUAUGACUGUGAUGUCUGUGGUAAAUCAUUCUCUCAGAAAAAUACUCGUAUAAAGGAGUUUUACGUGAGAUACAUCAUGAAUAUUGAUCAUGUUUUGAAAACGAAUGUCAGCCCAUAUAAAUGUGAUAUUUGUGGUAAAUCAUUCACUCAAAGGAUAGGCCUUACUUAUCACAAAUACACUCAUACAGGAGAGAAACCAUAUAAAUGUGAUAUUUGUGGUAAAUCUUUCUCUCAAAAAGGUCACCUUACUAAUCACAAAUCAGUUCAUACGGGUGAGAAACCAUAUCAGUGUGAUAUCUGUGAUAAAUCUUUUUCAUCAAAAUGUCAUUUAACUACUCACAAACUUACACAUACACGUGAGAAGCCACAUCACUGCGAUAUUUGUGGUAAAUCAUUCUCUCAAAAAGGUAACCUUACCUCUCACAAAUACAGUCAUACAGGUGAGAAACCAUAUCAGUGUGAUAUUUGUGGUAAAUCAUUCUCUGAUAAAAGUCACCUUUCUUCUCACAAAUACAUUCAUACAGGAGAGAAACCAUAUCAGUGUGAUAUUUGUGGUAAAUCAUUCACUCAUAAGCAUAGACUUACUUCUCACAAAUCAAUUCAUACAGGAGAGAAACCAUAUAAAUGUGAUAUUUGUGGUAAAUCAUUCUCUGAGAAAAGUAACCUUUCUUCUCACAAAUACAUUCAUACAGGAGAGAAACCAUAUCAGUGUGAUAUUUGUGGUAAAUCAUUCACUCAUAAGCAUAGACUUACUUCUCACAAAUCCAUUCAUACAGGAGAGAAACCAUAUAAAUGUGAUAUUUGUGGUAAAUCAUUCUCUGAUAAAAGUAACCUUUCUUCUCACAAAUACAUUCAUACAGGAGAGAAACCAUAUCAGUGUGAUAUUUGUGGUAAAUCAUUCACUCAUAAGCAUAGACUUACUUCUCACAAAUCCAUUCAUACAGGAGAGAAACCAUAUGAAUGUGAUAUUUGUGGUAAAUCAUUCUCUCAGAGAAGUAACCUUACUAGACACAAAUCCACUCAUACAGGAGAGAAACCUUAUCACUGUGAUGUCUGUGGUAAAUCAUUCUCUCAAAAAAGUCAACUUUCUUCCCACAAAUCCAUUCAUACAGGAGAGAAACCUGAUUAAUGUGAUGUCUGCGGAAUGUCAUUCUCUCAAAGACGUUACCUUGAUUCUCACAAAUACAUUCAUACAGGAGAGAAACCAUAUCAAUGUCGUAUUUGUGGUAAAUCAUUCUCCCGUAAGCAUAGCCUUACUUAUCACAAAUCCAUUCAUACUGGAGAGAAACUGUAUGUGUGAUAUUUGUGGUAAAUCAUUGUCUUGCUUGCGCUCUUUAACCUCUCAUAAAAACAUUCAUACAGGAGAGAAACCAUAGCACUGUAAUAUCUGCAGUAAAUCAUUCUAAGUCGGAUCUUUUCCUCUUGAACGGCACUUUUCAACACAAUUUCUAGUUAAUUAAACACUUUUAAACUUUGU
Octopus sinensis (East Asian common octopus) is the source of this 1602-nucleotide messenger RNA. Its product is annotated as zinc finger protein OZF-like. Gene Ontology annotation, molecular function: DNA-binding transcription activator activity, RNA polymerase II-specific; RNA polymerase II cis-regulatory region sequence-specific DNA binding. Gene Ontology annotation, biological process: regulation of transcription by RNA polymerase II. Lineage: Eukaryota; Metazoa; Mollusca; Cephalopoda; Octopoda; Octopodidae. Gene Ontology annotation, cellular component: nucleus. The record is from RefSeq and is a predicted model, not a curated record. The transcript is spliced from 6 exons. The coding region runs from base 1 to 1254 and encodes 417 amino acids.